Messenger RNA from Oncorhynchus gorbuscha (pink salmon), 1619 nucleotides. Its product is annotated as cysteine-rich protein 2-like. NCBI's taxonomy places the organism in Eukaryota, Metazoa, Chordata, Actinopteri, Salmoniformes, Salmonidae. The transcript has 8 exons. The coding region runs from base 96 to 725 and encodes 209 amino acids. The record is from RefSeq and is a predicted model, not a curated record.
UGAAGGUACUGCAUCAUUCUGCCAGCCUCACAGAUAGAAUUUAAAGGUCUUUCGAGUGGGAGUAGAUCGUCAGCUGGACAAAGCUUUUUUGAAGAAUGACGUCGAGGUGCCCCAGAUGCACAAAAGAUGUGUUUUUUGCUGAGAAAGUGAGCUCGCUGGGGAAGAACUGGCACCGGUUCUGCCUGAAAUGCAAACGCUGUAACAAAACCCUGUCGGCUGGCAACCACGCUGAGCAUGAUGGACUGCCCUACUGUCACAAACCAUGCUAUGGAACUCUCUUUGGACCCAAAGGUGUGAACAUUGGAGGGGCAGGCUCCUACAUCUACGAGACUCCUCAACCCACCUUCGACUGCCCCUCCGAGGGAUCCCCCACCACACCAUGGACCACCAUGCAGGUCACCUGGAACCAACCCAAAGUUCUUCCCCCUCCAACCAGGACAUUUGCUGGAGAGACCUCACUCUGUCCUGGCUGUGAGAAAGUGGUCUAUUUCGCAGAGAAGGUGAUGUCCCUGGGUAGGAACUGGCACAGACCGUGCCUGCGCUGUGAGAGGUGUAAGAAGACACUGACCUCUGGUGGACAUGCUGAGCAUGAAGGGAUACCUUACUGCCACGUCCCUUGCUACGGCAUCCUGUAUGGACCAAAAGGAGUGAACAUCGGCAACGUGGGCUGUUACAUCUACGAGAAAGAAGGCAUGGCACAAACUGAAAUACCCAGCCAGUCCUAGCCACACACUGAAAAGGCUAUAUCGUACCCUGUCCGCACGUCCUCGACAUCCUGGAUGGUCUCCGGUAGACAGCGGCCCCGUGUCUCUGGCAGCAUCCUGGCCACCAGGCUAGCCAGCAGAGCUAUGGAGCAGAGGAGGACCUGUGGAAGGUCCCUCCACACCUCGUCCAGCAGCAGGAUCAGAGGGGCCAGAGACACUCCCAGACGACCCAUGGAUGAGUUGUAGCCCAUGCCAUUCUGCCUGAGAGACAGAGAGAAAGACACAGAACACAUGUUUUGACAUGUCUUUAGUUACACUUUAAAUCAGAAUCCCAAUCUCCUGAUGUUGAUCUCUUUCUGUAUUUUUUCCAUUCUUAAUGACAUUUCCACAGGAAAGUUGAAAGUAAAGGGGCAUAGAUAGGAAAGUGACCAAGGUGGGAACCCCCAUCGCCAGGGGCAUGUGGUUUUGAGUCCGCAGUGCAACCACUACACUAAAUCCCCAUCAAGUAUUCCUUUGUUAAAGAGAGAGUAGAGAGGAGAAUCAUUUACCUGACCACAGUAGGGAACAGUUCAGAGCUGUACAACACAACGGUUGUGAAGGAUGUUGCCGAGCAACCCUUCCCCAGCACCGCCACCACCGUCCUUAAAACAGACAUGUCUGAAAGAGAGGAUGGGAACAACAUGACCUUUAACUCAAAGUUACGCACCUCAUUUAAAUCUUGAGGAUGAGUCCAUGAAUAAAUGAAACAGACUGGAACAUAUCCCAGCAGUACUAGACACUUUGUACUAUUAAAAAAAAUUGUAUUUAAAUUUUACCUUUAUUUAACCAGGCAAGUCAGUUAAGAACAAAUUCUUAUUUUCAUUAACGGCCUAGGAACAGUGGGUUUACUGCAUGUUCAGGGGCAGAACGACAGAU